AUGGGCUCAAUAUACUCCAACAAUCAGGUAAUAAGGCCUAACACUGCAGGUGACAUAUUCAUUGACGGCCACAGUAUCAAGAAACUUGAUCUGAAAUUACUGCGAAGAAAUAUAGCUUCAGUCUCUCAGGAACCAUCACUGUUUUCUGGUAAUAUAAAGGACAACUUGAGGAUUGGUAAAAUGGAUGCAAAUGACGAAGAGAUAAUUGAAGCAGCAACGACAGCCAAUGUUCAUUCAUUCAUAUCCAAACUACCAAAUGAGUAUUUAACAGAGGUAGGAGAAAGGGGUGUGCAGUUAUCAGGGGGCCAGAAACAAAGGAUAGCGAUCGCAAGGGCAAUGCUGAAGGAUCCACCAAUCCUACUUCUCGAUGAAGCAACAAGUGCCCUUGAUUCAGAAUCAGAAAAGCUAGUUAAAGAUGCACUUGAGAUAGCCAUGCGCGGAAGGACUGUUAUCUUGAUAGCCCACAGGAUGUCCACAAUUGUAGAUGCUGACACUAUUGUUGUCGUGGAGAAUGGAAGAGUAGCACAAACUGGGACACAUCAUGAGUUGCUCGAGAAAAACACAUUUUACUCCAAUGUAUGCAGCAUGCAAAAUAUAGAGACGGAAGCUGAAAAGAAAGUGGCAAGCACUUCUGAUAAUGUAAUAGAGGAACAAAUUGGUGAAGCACACAUCAGGCAGUCUUCUAUAAAGCAGGGAACCAAGAACAAACUAGAAAGAGUGGAGUCGAAGCAGCAGAAGAGAGAGAUUGUAAAGGAAAUGCAUCCUUUCUUCAGACUUUGGUAUGGACUGCAUAAAGAGGACAUUUUGAAGAUUCUAUUUGGUUCCUCAGCAGCAGCCAUCUCUGGAAUCUCAAAGCCCUUGUUUGGUUACUUCAUCAUGACAAUUGGUGUGGCAUAUUACGAUCCAGAUGCAAAAACAAAAGUCAGCAAGUAUUCUUUGAUAUUCUUCACAGCUGGGAUGGUCACACUGGUCAGUAACAUCUUGCAGCACUAUAUUUAUGGUAUUGUUGGAGAAAAGGCAAUGAAAAACCUAAGGGAGGACCUCUUCUCAGCUGUUCUUCGGAACGAGCUUGGCUGGUUUGAGAAACCGAAGAAUGGCGUAGGAUUUCUGACCUCGCGCAUUGUCAGUGACACCUCAACAGUCAAGACCAUCAUAUCAGACAGAAUGGCGGUCAUUGUACAAUGCAUCUCUUCAAUUCUGAUAGCAAUAAUAGUAAGCAUGUACGUCAAUUGGCGCAUGGGUUUAGUUUCAUGGGCAGUCAUGCCAUGCCAUUUCAUUGGUGGCCUUAUUCAAGCCAAGUCAGCCAAAGGAUUCUACGGUGACUCUGCUAUCGCUCACCGGGAACUUGUCUCCCUUGCUUCAGAAGCGGCUAGCAACAUCCGAACUGUGGCAUCCUUUGUUUAUGAAGAUGAAAUAAUUAAGAAAGCAGAAUUGUCACUGCAGGAACCUUUGAAAAAAACCAAGAGAUCCCGGGGAAUUGAAAGCAUGAAGUAUGGGGUGAUCCAAGGGAUCUCGCUCUGCCUCUGGAAUAUUGCACAUGCAGUGGCGCUCUGGUACACCACAGUUCUGGUCCAGAAGAAGCAAGCCUCAUUUGUGAACAGCAUAAGAUCAUACCAGAUAUUCUCACUCACAGUACCUUCCAUCACAGAAUUAUGGACCUUCAUUCCCAUGGUCAUGUCAGCAAUUGCAAUACUGAAUCCUGCAUUUGACACACUUGACAGAGAGACAGAAAUUGUACCAGAUAAACCAGAGAAUCCUAGCAAAGGCUGGCUCGCCGGGAGAACUGAGUUUCAGGAUGUGCACUUCAACUAUCCAUCAAGGCCAGAGGUGACCAUUCUGGAUGGAUUCAAUCUAAUUAUUGAACCUGGUCAAAAACUAGCAUUGGUUGGCCCAAGUGGUGCAGGAAAAUCCUCUGUACUGGCUCUAAUACUGAGAUUCUAUGAUCCUUGCAGAGGCAGAGUGUUAAUCGACAACAAGAACAUAAGGGACUACAAUCUCAGAUGGCUCAGGAAGCAGAUUGGGCUAGUUCAACAAGAACCAAUCCUGUUCAACAUAUCUAUCAGAGAUAACAUUAGCUAUGGAAGUGAAAGCACUUCAGAGACUGAAAUCAUCCAAGCUGCAAUGGAGGCAAACAUCCAUGAGUUCAUCAGUGGUUUGCCAGAAGGGUAUGACACCAUUGUUGGAGAGAAAGGAAGCCAGCUUUCAGGAGGGCAGAAACAGCGGAUUGCUAUUGCAAGAACUCUAUUAAAGAGGCCUCCUAUUCUGCUUCUUGAUGAGGCAACUAGCGCUCUCGAUGGUGAAUCUGAGAGGGUGGUAAUGAGCUCUUUAGGGGCUAAGGAGUGGACGAACAAAGAUGAUCGAGCCAGAAAGGUUACAAGUAUAACAGUUGCACAUAGAUUGUCGACAGUCAUAAAUGCGGAGAUGAUAGUUGUAAUGGAGAAAGGAAAGGUGGUUGAACUUGGUAAUCACGAAACAUUGAUAUCUGCAGAUGACGGGAUUUACUCAAGGUUAUUCCACUUGCAAAGCAACAUGAAGGAUUAACCACAAGCUGGUCAUGUUCCAUUGUGGACAAAGACCAUAGACACCUAGCAAGAAUAGUUUUAGGAGCUUAAGCAUUGUUUCAAUGCAUUUGCUGUCAGUUCACAAAUUGUAAUAACAUAGCUAUCUCAUCAUAAAAUGAUGAGGCAUAGUCCACAUAAAAAGGAAAACAACUACUGUACUAGAAUGAUUUCCCACUGUUUCCGCGUUCAUGUCAAAGCUUAUUAUUUGAAUGCAAUACAUGAAGGAG
This is a messenger RNA of Panicum virgatum (switchgrass), 2788 nucleotides long. RefSeq names its product ABC transporter B family member 14-like. The transcript is spliced from 5 exons. The record is from RefSeq and is a predicted model, not a curated record. Lineage: Eukaryota; Viridiplantae; Streptophyta; Magnoliopsida; Poales; Poaceae. Gene Ontology annotation, biological process: transmembrane transport. The coding region runs from base 1 to 2541 and encodes 846 amino acids. Gene Ontology annotation, molecular function: ABC-type transporter activity; ATP hydrolysis activity; ATP binding. Gene Ontology annotation, cellular component: membrane.